Messenger RNA from Lotus japonicus, 2767 nucleotides. Its product is annotated as protein MAIN-LIKE 1-like. The record is from RefSeq and is a predicted model, not a curated record. Gene Ontology annotation, biological process: meristem maintenance; meristem development. The transcript has 4 exons. Lineage: Eukaryota; Viridiplantae; Streptophyta; Magnoliopsida; Fabales; Fabaceae. Bases 755 to 2767 code for a protein of 670 amino acids.
UUUGGCACCCCAGGGCUUAGAAAUGCCACCCCACUUAAAAGUGGGGAAAUACUAUUAUGCCCCUCCGUGUUUUAUUUCGGACUACCAAUGUCCGAAAUAUUUCGGAUAUAUCGAUUCCGAUAUGCAUCGGAUGGUAAAGUUCCGAACACUGUUACUAUUAAAUCCAAAACACGGGCUCAUUUCUCAUUUCAUUCCGAAAUCCUUCUUGAACUUCCAUUUCCGAAGCCCUCCAAACCUUCACAGCCUUCAUCGAGCUCGCCUUCAUCAGAGCUCUCUCUUCAUCAUCUUCUUCGGAGCUCUCUUCUUCGUCAUCUUCUUCGUCAACUGCAAUAGAGGUAAUCUUCGUCAUCUUCUUGUUAGGGUUAGGGAUUCGAAUGGGUUUUAGGGAUUCUUGAAAUUAAUUUGUGGAUUUAGGGCUUUAGCGAUUUGAAGAUGUCUGAUUGUUGGGUGAAAUUGUUGGGUGAAAUUGUUGGGUGAAAUUGUUCAUGAACGGGCACCAUGUUUUCACACCCCAGAACGAAUUGAAAUCCACAUCCCUUUCACUGUUUGUUAUCUACCCUGAGUUUUGAGUUCUGGAAGCUGCAUUUUCUCACCUGUUAUCUACCAUGUUUGCAUUUAUUUUUCUUAACAUUGAUCCAUUAGUUUUUAUUGAUAGGCAAGCAGUUGAAACUGUGAAAUUCCCCUCUGAACUUAAGAACUUGAGCAAAAAGAUUUGAUUGAGCACAAAGGGAGAACUUGACUUAUCUUGUUUCAGAUGGCUAAGAGGAAGAGCCAAGGGCGCAGGAAAUCACAUGUUGCUGGGAGCUCCCAUGAUGCCACGGAGGAUGUUGAGGAUCGCCACACAGCCCCGGAUGAUGUUGAGGAUCGCCACAGACGGCUGCAUGCUUCUUUUCGUAGAGUCAGAGGCAGAUUUGGUGAGGACCAGGAUGUUGGUGGGACAUCAAAUGAGGAGCGUCGAGACCCUUGUGAGAUGAUUCCUGAGCCUUCUCCGCCUUCUCCGCCUUCUCGUCAGACGACUCCCGAGCCUUCUCCGCCUUCUCGUCAGAUGACUCCUCAGAGUUCGACAGAGAGUGAGCAUGAGGUUGAUGUGGAGCAUGAGGUUGAUGUGGAGCUUCAGGUUGAUGUGGAGCCUGAGGUUGGUGUGGAGCUUGAGGGUGAUGCUGGAGCACGACGGGAUGAGGUGCCAGUCCAGACAGAGGCACCGUUUCCAGGGGGGCCUGAUGAUCUGUCACUGUUGGUCCGUUACCCACAUCACGUUGCGCCGUGUCUGUGGCAUCAUAUUAUAGGCACCGACCCGCGUUACCCCGAUAGAGGUGUGUUGAAGUUUGCCAGCGCUGGGAUGAAGCUGGCAAAGCUGACAUGUGAGGGCGAGGGAGACGAUAUGAGCGCUGUUCGUCAGCGUGUGGAGGGGACCGGACUCUAUCCGCUCUUCAGUUGCACCUAUCUGGAGAUAGACACACCCCUUCUAUCUGCCCUCGUCGAGAGAUGGCAUGAGGAUACCAGCAGCUUCCACAUGCCAUUCGGGGAGAUGACCAUCACCCUGGAUGACGUGUCAUCUAUACUUCAUUUGCCGAUGGGUGAUAGGUUUUAUACUCCCGGACAGGCCAGCAGAGAACAGGCAGCGGAGACCUGUGUUCUGCUCUUAGGAGGGGUAGCCACGGACUACAUCAUGGAGUUUAAGGCGGUGAAGACCAUUGGCUUGCGAUUCGGGUUCUUGCAGACUCUUUACACUAGGGCUCUUGCUGAGCAUCGGCAUGACCAUGCAGCACGGAUGUGGCUACUUCACCUCCUCGGCUCGACCUUGUUUGCGAACAAGAGUGGAGGACACUACACUUCUGUCCAUUGGAUCGGCAUGCUGCAGCACCUUGAUCGGGUGUCAGAGUAUGCGUGGGGCGCCAUUGCACUAGCUACACUGUAUGAUGCACUUGGUCAUGCCUCACGGAGGAAGACCAAGCAGAUGAGCGGUUGUUCUUCCCUCCUGGUAGCUUGGGUGUUUGAGCACUUCCCACCCACCAUUAUUCAGCGGAUUGAGGUCCCCGAGUACACGGAGGACCAGCCCAGAGCGUGCAGGUGGAUGGAGUCCCGGGCUGGGCAUGCUGGACUGAUGGAGAGGCGAGUUCUCUUCGAUGAGAUGACGGCAGAGGACGUCAUAUGGACACCGUAUGAGGAGCACAGGAGUCACAGAGAGCUGGACGUCCGAGCUUUAUACUCAGGCUACAUCCGGACUCCCAUCCGGACGGCCGUGCGACCUCAUCUUCCUGAGCGUGUGAUGCGGCAGUUUGGGUACGUGCAGCCUAUCCCGCGACACCCAUCUGUUGUGAUGGGCAUGAGUUCUGCUGCGGAGGUCGUUGAUGCAGCAUACCAGGAUUAUGAGCCACACUUGAUUCCAGGGGGGGUCCCUAGUAUAGUGGAUGGAGCGGCAGUAGAUGAUUACCUGGACUGGUACACCGGUGUAUCUCACCGGUUCAUCAUCCCGGAUGAGAGUAGGGCCGAUCUCAGUGCUGUGGCUUCUUUGCGUCGGGCCGUUGAUUUGCUAGAGCAGGGACUUGAGGUCGACGACGGUCCCCCUAGAGAUACACGCUCCCGCACUUUAUUAGAGAAGUGCCUCACUGUCAUCAGAGACUUGAGCAGGACCCAGGGCGUCACUUUCGUUGGUGUACGAGGAGGCAGAGGUCGAGGCAGAGGAGGAGGCGGAGAUAGAGGAGGUGGCAGAGGCGGAGGCAGAGGUCGUAGGGGUAGGGUGGGUCGUAGGGGCAGGGGGCAGUGA